AAAUUACAACAAAAAAAAAACGAAUGAAAACAAUUAAACAAAAUGGAUAUGGAACGCGUAAGAAUCGAACAUUUACGUUCAUAUAUGGAACUGAACGAUGAGGAUCGACAAAGAUGUUAUGAUCGAUUUUAUAAUGAACGACUUGAGGACAAGAAUAAGGAUAAUAAAUAUUUGAAACGCACUUCAUUUAUAUUUGAGCAGGGUAAUUCCAAUAAACUGGAGAAUGAAUGCUUUCUUACCUUCGAUUUAAUACCGGUACAUAAGAGAUAUAGUGCAUUAAUUUUUAGUCUCUGCGGUAUAACGAGUCAUUUUCAUUAUAUACUCUUUCUGGGCGUCCUUGAGGAUGCCAAAAUGGAUAGUCUUACGCAUUUCGUUUGUGAAAUUUUGGCCAAUUUGUUAAUAACAGAAGUACCUAAAUUGCCAAAUUUCCCGUUGAAAUUCAUAUUGCUGCGCAACGAUCUAACGAGUCAAAAUGUUUUGAAAGUAUUCGCCGAAUCCAAGAAGACAUUAAAUUUAUUCAAUAAUUUUCUAUUCAUCAAUGAGUCAAAUGCAUGGCGUUUAUUAUCCCUUCAUGAUCCCUAUGUACAAUCGGCCUGGGAUGAGAUAAUGCUAAACUAUAUAAGCGAUGAGAAUGUGGAUGAAGUAUUUGUCAAAUACUACGAUUUGGCCGCCGAGAAGGGUAACGAUGGAUUCAAAGAAUUUAUAAGCGAAUUUCAUAAUUUGGCCAAGGAAUUGCUAAUGGCGCGCAGUGUCAUCAGUUUGCGUUUAUGCACACUGGAACGCUUGGAUAUCUUUGAGAAGAUCAUCACGGCUCAUGUAAAGGGAUUCAAAGAGCAGAGAGUCAAUCGAAUGGUUAUAUUUCAGUUACUGAGGGCAUUAAUCCUUAUAUAUGGACACUAAAGCAUUUGACUCAAGAAAUUGAUGUAUAUGAACACAUACAAUAUACAUAUAUAACAUAACUGAAUAAUGUGA
Messenger RNA from Drosophila willistoni, 972 nucleotides. RefSeq lists its product as uncharacterized. The record is from RefSeq and is a predicted model, not a curated record. The transcript has a single exon. Lineage: Eukaryota; Metazoa; Arthropoda; Insecta; Diptera; Drosophilidae. Bases 43 to 900 code for a protein of 285 amino acids.